Brugia malayi is the source of this 1287-nucleotide messenger RNA. RefSeq lists its product as uncharacterized. Gene Ontology annotation, biological process: ribosome biogenesis. The transcript has 11 exons. NCBI's taxonomy places the organism in Eukaryota, Metazoa, Nematoda, Chromadorea, Rhabditida, Onchocercidae. The coding region runs from base 1 to 1287 and encodes 428 amino acids. The record is from RefSeq and is a predicted model, not a curated record. Gene Ontology annotation, cellular component: preribosome, large subunit precursor. Gene Ontology annotation, molecular function: protein binding.
AUGGAUAAUAUAUCAGCAGACAGUAAGCCUCAUUAUCAGAUUUCGUUUUACUGUAACAAUGAAAAUUAUCGCCAUAUUCCAAGUCAUACUUUAUCUGUACCGACUGAUAUUACAGUAGAUAAAUUAAAUAUGCUCGCAAAUAAAACAUUGAACAACAUAUCUGAUAAAGAGUUCGAAUCAGUUGCUUUCGAUUUUCUCAUAUCGUCUACCAUUUUGCGGACGACGUUAGAGGAAUUUGUCCAGGAAAAUCAUGUUCCAGUUGAAUCAGUUAUCAGCAUUGAGUGUAUUGUUCAGGAGCCAGCACCAGAACCUGAUUCUGAUAUUGCCUUGCUUGACUGGAUUGGCGCGAUUAGAUGCAAUGACAAGUUCAUUGCAUCUGCUACAUAUGGUGGUGAACUUGUGUUGUGGAAUCAUUAUGGGAAGAAACUGACGUCAUCAGUUUUACAUGAAGAAGCUAUUAAGUGUCUCGCACUUCUACCCGAUCAAAAAGAGGAUCGAAUUGUCACCGGCGGACAUGAUCAAGUCCUGAUGUUAAGUGAUGUAGAAACACAUGGAUCAUCCACUUUUAUAAAGCCAACAUGUGUAUUGCGCGGUCACGAAAGAAGCGUUGAAGCUAUUGCCGUGAAUACCGAUGGUACUCGAACGGUUUCAGGCGGUUUUGAUAAAAUGUUGAAAGUAUGGAAUACGGAUAAAGAUGAUACGUCUACUGUUUUCGAAAAAACAAGGAGUGAGAAAACGGGAAAGAAGAAGAGAACUGAUAUUAUCACUAAGAUUCCUAUGGUUACUUUGUCUGGUCACAAGGACGCUAUUGUCAGUGCAGUUUGGUCCCCUAAUUCUGCAAAAGAAGUGUUAACAGUUUCAUGGGAUCACACGAUAUCCAUCUGGGAUUUGGAACUAGCAGGUCAGAUAAAUACUUUAGCAGCAAAGAAGGCGUUCACAAGCAUUUCAGUUUGCUGUUCAAGUGGCAUGCUCAUAACUGGUUCAGUAGACCCGGUUGUAAGGUUAUGGGAUCCACGAAGUCAUGAAGGGACAUUAGUGAAACAGUCAUUUAUUGGUCAUUGCGGUUGGAUCUCAUCUGUUUUUUGGAACAAAGUAAAAGAAAAUCUCUUUAUUUCCGCCAGUUUUGAUAAAACAGUAAAAAUGUGGGAUGUAAGAAGUAACAAAACUCCUUUGUACGAUCUCGUUGGCCACAGCGAUCGUAUACUAUGCUGUGACUGGUCAGUGAACGAAUUAAUUGUGAGUGGUGGCGUGGAUUGUACAAUGAAAACAUAUCGAAGGAAAAUGUGA